CUUCUGCCAGAAUGAGUGGAGCUGCAUUCCCAUCUCCCGCUGCCGAGAUGGCAGAAAUCAACCGGCUGCAGUAUGAAAUGGAAUACACAGAAGGAAUCAGUCAGCGGAUGAGGGUCCCAGAAAAACUCAAAGUAGCUCCUCAAAAUGCUGACCUUGACAAGGACACCCAAGAAGGAUUUCCAAACGCCAGUGUAACGAUGCAGGUUCCAGAGCGGAUUGUAGUGGCAGGUAAUAGUGAAGACAUUCCAUAUUCCAGACCACCAGACCUUGACCUUCAGUCUGCUCCAUUCAAACCACUGGCAUUGAAAACUCCUCCCCGUGUUAUUUCUCUUAGUGAUCGACCGCUAGAUUUUUUGGACCUAGAAAAACCUCCACAGCAGACACCUCAAAAUGAAGAGGUCCGUUCAGUGGGAAGGCUGAAGAGAGAACGUUCCAUGAGCGAAAACGCCACUCGCCAGAACGGGCAGCUGGCCCGAAAUGAUUCCAUGCCAGUGUUACGUGGUGGGUCAGCUGCUACCACUUCCUCUAACCCUCAUCAUGACAACACCAGGUAUGGUCUUUCCAACUUGGAUACUACGCUCGAGGGAACACCAGAUGACAUGACAGUUGUAGAUGCUGCUUCCUUAAGGCGACAGAUAAUCAAACUGAACCGCCGUCUACAGCUUCUGGAGGAAGAGAACAAGGAGCGUGCUAAAAGGGAAAUGAUCAUGUAUUCCAUCACUGUAGCUUUCUGGCUCCUCAAUAGCUGGCUUUGGUUUCGGCGCUAGACUCAGCUCUGGGAGGGAGUGAAGAGUUGAAAACACAAAACAAUUUGCAGAAUUCUUUGUUUCUGUUUCUGAAUUGUAUGCUGUUUUAUAAUUGGAACACCGGAAACAUCCACCACAGGUAAAGGCUGUAGAAUUGCAGUGUUAAAGGGACACCUUGUUCAGCUACAGUGUCGUUAGUAGAUGUGCAUUGCCAGCACCUGCAGCGUCCUCCUUUGCAUGCUUCAGUGUCAACACAGAUCAGCUGAUACCAAGUUUGCUUCAUGCAGUGU
This is a messenger RNA of Chaetura pelagica (chimney swift), 1036 nucleotides long. It is a transcript of the gene MFF, whose product is annotated as mitochondrial fission factor. The coding region runs from base 12 to 767 and encodes 251 amino acids. Lineage: Eukaryota; Metazoa; Chordata; Aves; Apodiformes; Apodidae. Gene Ontology annotation, cellular component: mitochondrial outer membrane; peroxisome. The record is from RefSeq and is a predicted model, not a curated record. The transcript is spliced from 6 exons. Gene Ontology annotation, biological process: positive regulation of mitochondrial fission.